This is a messenger RNA of Phlebotomus argentipes, 2492 nucleotides long. RefSeq names its product putative inorganic phosphate cotransporter (gene Picot). NCBI's taxonomy places the organism in Eukaryota, Metazoa, Arthropoda, Insecta, Diptera, Psychodidae. The record is from RefSeq and is a predicted model, not a curated record. Gene Ontology annotation, biological process: transmembrane transport; monoatomic anion transport. Gene Ontology annotation, molecular function: transmembrane transporter activity. The transcript is spliced from 5 exons. Bases 593 to 2140 code for a protein of 515 amino acids.
CAGAGUGUCUCCGUGAUCGGCCUAGUCCGGGUCUCGUCCGCCAGAAGACGGGCUUCGCAUUCGCUUGCUUAUGUCACUCAGUUCAGUUGGGAGUGAUAACGCGGUCUGUUCGCAGCGCGAAACCACGUUUCUCUGGUGACUCUGAGUAUUUUUAGUCCAAUUUCACCGCGACAAUUCAAUAAAUCCUGAAUUGUAUAUAUAGAGUGCACUGUGACGAUUGGUCGUCAAUGUGAAGGAUAAAAAAAAUCCGCAGCAUGUGAGAAAAAUGCUCGCGAUCCGUGGAAAUUCAGUAAGAACACCAAUUCACAGGGUGUUCAGUGUUACAUAAAUAGGCGCCCCAAUAGACACCCCACACGCUGUGGAAGAGUGGAUUUGUGAUUAAGUGUGAAAAUUCCUGCUUCUCUCGCAUCCCAAAAAUAAAUGGGAGAGACAAUCGUGCCCAGUGACAACGGCAGAAAUUCCUCUCACAUCACUGCAGAUCAUGAGUUAACGUUGUAGGCAAGAGUAGUUGACUCUCCCUUAUGCAUCUCAAUCUGUGAUCAAUUCGGCGGUUUAGGAAGAAUCAGCAGAUCGUAAAUCAUCAGCGAUAAACAUGGUGGCCACGAGUGAAAAUCGCACAAGGAAUGGCCACGUUCUCGUGUGGGAGCAACCAGGGCUAUUUCAGAAUGACGACGGCAAGAAAAAGAAAUGGUUGGGCACGCGCCACUUUGUCACAUUCAUGCUGUUCCUGGGCAUGGCGAAUGCCUACGUGAUGCGCACCAACAUGUCUGUGGCCAUCGUGGCGAUGGUGAACCACACGGCGCUGGAAACGGAGGUGGAGGAGUUCGAUGACGAGUGUCCGGAGACGGACUACGGCAACAGCACGGAAACGGUGCAAGACGGAGAGUUCGCGUGGAGCACGAGCUUGCAGGGCUACAUCCUGUCCUCCUUCUUCUACGGCUACGUCAUCACGCAGAUCCCCUUCGGCAUCCUGUCGAAGCGCUUCGGCGCGCUGCGCUUCUUGGGCUGGGGCAUGUUCAUCAACUCAGCCUUCGCCUUCCUCGUGCCAGUGGCCGCCAGACAGGGCGGCUUCGGCUGGCUCAUCGUGGUGCGCUUCAUCCAGGGCCUGGGCGAGGGCCCGAUCGUGCCCUGCACGCACGCCUUGCUGGCCAAGUGGAUUCCGCCCAACGAGCGCUCUCGGAUGGGCGCGUUCGUCUACGCCGGCGCGCAGUUCGGCACGAUUGUUUCGAUGCCGCUGUCCGGACUCCUGGCCGAGUACGGCUUCGACGGCGGCUGGCCGUCGAUCUUCUACGUGUUCGGCAUCAUCGGCGUUGUGUGGUCGUUGGCGUUCGUCUGGCUGGUGUACGAGGAUCCCUCAUCGCAUCCCACAAUCGAGGAAGGGGAGAAGAAGUACAUUAUCAGCUCGCUCUGGGGAACAGCCAAUAUCACGAAUCCUCCGAUUCCCUUCAAGGCCAUCAUCAAAUCUCUUCCAUUCUACGCCAUCUUGCUGGCUCACAUGGGCCAGAACUACGGCUACGAGACGCUCAUGACGGAGCUUCCCACGUACAUGAAGCAAGUGCUGCGCUUCUCCAUCAAAGAGAACGGCCUUCUCUCCGCCCUGCCCUACUUGGCCAUGUGGCUGUUCUCGAUGUUCAUCUCUGUGAUCGCCGACUGGAUGAUCUCGUCCAAUCGCUUCUCCCUCACGGCCACCAGGAAGAUCAUCAACAGUGUCGGCCAAUACGGCCCGGCCAUCUGUCUCAUCGUGGCAUCCUUCACGGGCUGUGAUCGCGUCCUCACCGUGGCCGUACUGACGAUCGGCAUGGGCCUCAACGGCGGCAUCUACUCGGGCUUCAAGAUCAACCAUCUGGACAUCACGCCGCGCUUCGCCGGCAUCCUCAUGGCGUUCACCAACUGUACAGCCAAUCUCGCGGGUCUGCUGGCGCCCAUCGCGGCCGGCAACCUGAUCGAGGGCAAGCCCACAAUUGCCGCCUGGCAGGUUGUCUUCUUCAUCGCGGCGGCUGUUUACCUGUUCUGCGCCACAUUCUACAACGUGUUCGCGUCCGGCGUUCGACAACCAUGGGACAAUCCACUGAACGACGCGCCCGAGGAGCGGCGCUCCAUCCCCAACGGCCACUCCACCGUGAUCGAGUCGCGGCAAUAGAGAUUCCACGGACAAUCCUCCACUCGACACAGUGAAUUCGCUACGAAUGUUUUAAUGAUAAUUCUGCAAAUGGCCCAGAAGAUUAUGAGCAAUGUUGGUGUGAGUGAGAAAGAAAUGUGAACGAUGAGCGUGUGCACAGUAACAAUUUGAUAAUAAUUUAAUAAUAUGAUGAGAAAGUGUCUAAGCAGUGGAUUAUAAUUUCUAGAGAUUUUUAUAACGAUGCAAGAAAUGGUAGGAAGACAAGAUAAUUUAAUUACACUAAUUGUAAUUUGUAAAUAGAACAUUUAAUUCAUAUUGAGUACUUUUCAAAGUGAAAUUUGCAUAGAAGAAAUAAAAUUCUUCGACAACUAAA